Molecule: messenger RNA, 4452 nt
Organism: Pecten maximus
Lineage: Eukaryota; Metazoa; Mollusca; Bivalvia; Pectinida; Pectinidae
Exons: 1
Coding region: 1-4452 (1483 amino acids)
Biological process (GO): DNA integration
Molecular function (GO): nucleic acid binding; zinc ion binding
Source: RefSeq, a predicted model, not a curated record
AUGUCGUCGCUUCAUGAUUUAAUGAAAGCAGGAAAAGCAAUGGGGUUUGAGAGUUCGGACCUGCGAGAGUUCAUUCUUGCUGAGCAUGUCAAGGAGAGAGAGGAAAGGCAACAGGAGCGUGAGGAAAGACGGGAAGAAGCUGAAAGACAACACCAGCUGGUGAUGUUGAAAGAGAAGAAGGAAGAGAUGGCUUUACAGUUAACUCUUGAAAAGGAGCGUGAGGAGCGUUCUUCGAGAGAGCAUGCAAGGAAGAUGGAGGAAUGGGAGUUUCAGAAAACUCAGGGAUUAAAUACUAGUGGGAAUCAGGAUCAGAGAUCGUCACACAGUUUAGUAAAAGGUCCUAAACUGCCGCCUUAUGAAGAAGGGAAGGACAACAUUGACAGUUAUUUACAACGGUUUGAGCUUUACGCUGCUACUCAGCAUUGGGAUAGGGAUCGACAGUGGGCAACACACCUAAGCGCACUUCUAAAAGGCAACGCUUUGGAUGUUUUUAGUCGACUACCAGUUGAGAAGGCACUGGAUUAUGAUAUCCUGAAAGAAGCUUUGCUGAGACGGUUUGAAAUGACUGAGGAAGGUUUCCGACAGCGGUUCCGGAAUGGUAGACCUGAUGCAGGGGAAACAUUUGCCCAGUUCGCUGUAAGGCUGGACAAUUACAUAGUCAGAUGGCUGGAAUUGGCAAAGACUGAGAAGACCUAUGAGGGUUUGAAAGAUUUGAUACUUCGGGACCAGUUUUUGCAGGUUUGUGGAAGUGAGCUUAAACUCUUCUUGAAGGAGCGUAUUCCACAAUCUAUAGCUGAUAUGGCGAAGAUUGCAGAUCAAUACGCAGAGGCAAGGGGUAAUCCUUCAGGGCUGGUGAAAGCGAGGCAUCCUGGACAUAAACAGCAGUAUCAGGGUAAUCGUUCUCAUAUAGACUCUUCUAAGUCAUUUGGUAAGAAGGAGGAACCGAAGGGAAAGUUCAGCAGCGGUGGUAGCAGUUACUUAGGAGGGAAGUCGUGCUACAUCUGUAAGAAGACAGACCAUCUAUCUUACAACUGCCCAGACAACUCUAAGAAGAAGCAGUCUCGUGUGGGAUUAGUAUCAGACCAGCACUCGACAGAGACAGACGAACACCGUAAGGAAAGUUCUACUGGUCGAUCUAAAGGUAAGAAAAAGUAUAACAGUCAAUCUUCCUGUGGAGCAUUAAGUUCGAGUGAUGAUGACGAUGAUGAUCAGGAACAGCUAAGUAUUUCUUGUAGUGCACCUGUUUUGGAGGUAGGUAUGCCUAUUGUGAAAGGAUUGAUUGGCACUCAUGUCGUCACGGUUUUGCGGGACACUGGUUGUAGUGGUGUGGUCAUAAGAAGAAGUCUUGUGGACACGGAUGAUUUAACUGGAGACACGAGGACAUGUACUUUAGCUGAUGGUAGUAAGCUGAACGUUGCUACGGCUAAUGUCGUCGUUGAUACACCGUACUAUCAAGGACCUGUUGUAGCCUGGUGUAUGGAUACUCCCAUUUAUGACCUUAUAUUGGGAAAUAUUGAUGGUGUUAGACCCCCAGGAGAUCCUAAUCUUGAGUGGAACCUAGAGGAUCAUGUUAAUGCGGUACAGACCAGGGCACAGAAGAAGUUAGAGGAGAGACCAUAUAGACCGCUGAAAGUCCCAAAGGUGUUCGAGGACAUCGAUCCAAACGAAUUCAAAGAUGCUCAGAAGUCGGAUGAGACUUUGGCGAAGAUACGUGAGAUGGCGAAUUCAGGAGAUGUCAAGGACAGACGGGAUGGUGGGAAAUCGCAUUUCUUCAUGCGUCGCGGACUUGUCUAUAGAGAGUACAAGAGCCCCUCUACCCAACAAGGACGGAUAUUCAAACAGUUGAUCGUUCCAGUCAAGUAUCGUGGAAAGGUUAUGGAACUGGCUCAUGACUCGAUGAUGGCAGGGCACUUGGGAGCAAAGCGCACCAGUGAUAGGAUUAUAGCUGAGUUCUACUGGCCAGGAAUGCAAUCCGACGUAACAAGGUAUUGUCGCUCGUGCGAUGUGUGCCAAAGAACGUUUCCAAAAGGCAGAGUAACGAAAGUACCACUUGGAAUGAUGCCAUUGAUCGAUGCUCCAUUUCAGCGAGUAGCUAUCGACAUAGUAGGACCUUUACAACCUGCUACAGAUCGGGGAAAUCGAUUCAUCCUCACGAUUGUUGACUAUGCUACACGGUAUCCAGAAGCAGUAGCGCUGAAGGGAAUCGAAACUGAAAGAGUAGCAGAGGCACUUGUCGAUGUCUAUAGUCGGGUAGGAGUUCCCAAGGAGGUAUUGACAGACCAAGGAAGUCAGUUUACAUCAUCUGUGAUGCGAGAAGUGAGUAGACUACUUUCUGUUCGUCAGCUAACGACGACGCCCUAUCAUCCCAUGUGCAAUGGACUUGUUGAGCGCUACAACGGAACUCUUAAGCAGAUGUUGAGAAGGAUGUGCUCCGAGCGACCAAAGGACUGGGAUAAAUAUUUGAACGCGUUGUUGUUUUCAUAUAGGGAAGUACCACAGGAAAGCUUAGGGUUUUCCCCUUUUGAAUUGUUAUAUGGACGUGUUGUACGCGGCCCGAUGAUGAUACUUCGUGAGCUGUGUGAGAAGGAAGUUGCAGAUCCUGAAGUAAAGAGCACUUACCAGUAUGUCCUUGAUCUACGUGAACGACUAGAGGAAACAUGUAAGUUAGCACAGGAGCAGCUUAAGAAGGCAAAGAUCAGGCAGGCCAAGUUCUACAACAAGAAGGCGAAAGAUCGAGAGAUGAAACCAGGAGAAAAGGUGCUUGUCCUAUUGCCAACGAAACGGAAUAAACUCGAAAUGCAAUGGCGAGGACCGUAUAUUAUCACGGAACGGAAAGGUCCUAUGGAUUAUGUGGUAUGCAUUGAUGGUAAACAGAAGGUUCUACAUGCAAAUUUGCUACGCUUGUACGUACAACGUGAAAUGUCCGGGUCGAGUGUGAGUGGCGUUUUGAAUAGUGUAUGUUCAUCUGUGGUUGAGGAAGAUGACGGAGAUGUUGAAGACGAGUUACCGAGUACUGAUUGUUUCAACGUACCAACUCCUGUCAGGACAGAAACCGUAAAUGAUGUUCAGGUAUCGGACUUACUGACUACUAAACAGAAGGAAGAUGUGUCAGCUUUGUUGGAUGAGUUCGCGGAUGUGUUAUCAGAUGUUCCUGGUAGAACUCAUAUUUCUGCUCAUGAGAUUCGAACAACAACUGAUGAACCAGUAAGGGCAAAGAACUAUCCUAUUCCAUACAGUAUGAAAGACACUAUCCGAGAGGAAGUCGAGAAAAUGCUGAAGAUGGGAGUGAUAGAGAAGUCUGAUUCGCCUUAUUCAGCACCAGUUGUAAUUGUCAGGAAGAAGGACGGUACAAACAGGUUUUGCAUCGAUUACAGACAAUUGAAUCGUGUAACCAUAUUCGACGCAGAACCAAUGCCCAACGCGGACGAUAUAUUUUCGCGGCUCUCGGGAAACAAGUUCUUUUCUCGGUUAGACCUGAGCAAAGGAUAUUGGCAAGUUCCUAUGGAAGAAAAUUCGAAACAGAAGACAGCGUUUACCACACCUGUUGGUUUGUUUCAGUUUUCCGUCAUGCCAUUCGGAUUGUUGAACGCACCGGCUAGUUUUUGCCGACUGAUGAGGAUCUUGUUGGAUGGAAUGAAGAAGAUAGAAAGUUUCAUCGAUGACAUUUUAAUUUAUACCAAGACUUGGGAAGAACAUCUUGACAUAUUGCGGGAGUUGUUCGUACGUUUACGGAACGCCAACAUAACAGCCAGACCAACUAAGUGUGCUUUAGGAUUCCAGAGUUUGGAGUGUUUGGGACACAUGAUUGGAGAACAACAUUUACAACCCAACCCGGAUAAAGUCAAAGCCAUUCUUGAUGCGAAGAUUCCUGAAACCAAGAAACAAGUGCGAUCUUUUAUCGGUUUGGCGGGCUUUUACAGGAAAUUCGUUCCAAAUUUCGCCACGAUUGCAGUGCCUUUGACAGACCUUACCAAGAAAGGCCAACCGAAUAAAGUCAUUUGGAAUGAACCCCAAGACUUGGCUUUCAACACAUUGAAGAAGAUCUUAUCGACAGGACCAGUUUUGAAGUUGCCGGAUUUGAACGCCGAAUUUAUCCUCAGAACGGAUGCAUCGGACUAUGGUGUCGGUGCCAUUUUGUUACAAGAGGAGGAUGGAGUGCUACAUCCAGUGGCAUACAUGAGUAGGAAGCUCAAAGGUGGCGAACUUGCUUAUUCGGUGAUUGAAAAAGAAUGUCUAGCAGUUGUAUGGGGAAUAUGCAAAUUUCAGAAAUAUCUGUACGGUCGACAGUUCAUCUUGGAAACGGAUCAUCAGCCGUUGUUGUACCUCAACAGACUGAAGGGCACAAACUCUCGACUAAUGAGAUGGGCAUUGCAGCUGCAACCACAUCGUUUCCGAAUCCGAGCUAUCAAGGGAAUGGAUAAUGUCGGAGCAGACUUUCUUAGCAGAGUGUAA